Molecule: messenger RNA, 789 nt
Organism: Cynara cardunculus var. scolymus (artichoke)
Lineage: Eukaryota; Viridiplantae; Streptophyta; Magnoliopsida; Asterales; Asteraceae
Product: probable serine/threonine-protein kinase PIX13
Exons: 5
Coding region: 1-789 (262 amino acids)
Biological process (GO): protein phosphorylation
Molecular function (GO): ATP binding; protein kinase activity
Source: RefSeq, a predicted model, not a curated record
AUGGAAAAGAGCAUUGCAUUUGAACAAUGCAAAAGGAGACGUAUAUUGAAUGUGGUUGAAAUGAGUGAGGGACGAGCCUAUACAGAGGUGAUCUUCCUAGGACGAUUAGCUCAUCCAAAUAUCAUUCGUCUCUUAGGAUACUGCAGUGAUGAACAAGAAUCAUUGCUUGUUUACGAGUACAUGCAGAACAGAAGUUUUGAUCGCUUAUUAUUCACAAAUGCAACAUCACUUUCAUGGUUAACACGCCUUAUGAUAAUGAUAGGAGUUGCCCGUGGGCUUGCUUAUUUGCAUUCAUCAACACCUCAAGUCAUAUUGCGUGGUUUUAAAACCUCUGAUAUAAUGCUAGAUCAAGAUUUUAAUGCAAAACUGGGGGAUUUUGGGUUAGCAAGACGUGGUCCUGAAAUCGGGGAAACACAUGUCAGUACAAGAGUUAUGGGAACCUAUGGCUAUGCAGCCCCUGAGUACAUCACGACUGGUCGUUUGAGUGCGAGGAGUGAUAUCUAUGGUUUUGGAGUGGUCUUGCUAGAAACUGUAACCGGUCUACGGGCAAUGGACCAGAAUCGGCCCAGUGAGCAUCAUAACUUGGUAGAAUGGAAAAGUCCAAUGCUAGCAAGAAGAAACAAGCUAAAGGGAAUUAUGGAUCCAUGUUUUGGACAGAAUUACCCCCUAGAAGCUGCUUCCAAAUACGCGAAACUCACAUUAAAAUGUCUCUCAAUGGAACCUAGGCUUAGACCUUCAAGUGAAGAAGUUUUGCAGAGUUUGGAACAAAUAUAUUCCAUUAACAAGUAA